GUCAUGUUGAAGUAAGUAUAUAGAGUGAAUAUAUAUUGAAAGGACAUUUCAUCAAGAUCUGGAAUUUCGCAAUCCCAUAGUCCACCAACGCCCACUGCAAGCAACCACUUUAAUAUGUCAGACACAUCACAUUUUACCUAUAUACCCGCAGGGGCGCUCGCUUCGCGGAGAAUUAUUGAAGAAUCUUCAUACAGAACCACUCCAGCUCAAUCCUCUCAAGAUAAAACACCGCCUUGUGGAGAGGCAACAUACAAGCAUUCAAUUGGGGAAAAAGAGACUGAAGCUAUCAACGCGGCUCUUCGAAAUCGAACCAAUGCCGAGGCCCUGGAAGACCAGGCAGCUGGCGGCUGCGAAUCCUCGCCAGAUGAAAACAACGACCAACUGCAUAUGAAAGUUAAGGGUGGAGAAGGCAAGGCAAAAGGGUUCCCGAUGUGUAAAAUGCAAGAUUUUCGAACGGAAGGUGUACACAAUAUAUACAACAGUCGACCCAGAACUGCCUGAGCACCAUUUAUCUCGUACAAUCUUUCAAACAGCAAAACCGAGUCUGAAAAUCCUUUACUUGUUAUAGCCUAUUUUAGUUCUACGGCCCGGAGCCUUCUUGCUUAUAAAAUAUCUUCAAUAUUGGGUCGACAAUUCAUGGUCGCUAACUUGAAUAUAAAAUGAAAUAUUAGAAAAUUUGCAGGAUUGAAGACAGUAUUUGUCUAGGCCUCAACAUGGG
Aspergillus wentii DTO 134E9 is the source of this 718-nucleotide messenger RNA. RefSeq lists its product as uncharacterized. The transcript has a single exon. Lineage: Eukaryota; Fungi; Ascomycota; Eurotiomycetes; Eurotiales; Aspergillaceae. The record is from RefSeq and is a predicted model, not a curated record. Bases 115 to 501 code for a protein of 128 amino acids.